Messenger RNA from Lolium rigidum, 2001 nucleotides. RefSeq lists its product as uncharacterized. The coding region runs from base 256 to 1719 and encodes 487 amino acids. The transcript has a single exon. Gene Ontology annotation, molecular function: S-adenosylmethionine-dependent methyltransferase activity. NCBI's taxonomy places the organism in Eukaryota, Viridiplantae, Streptophyta, Magnoliopsida, Poales, Poaceae. The record is from RefSeq and is a predicted model, not a curated record.
CCCGAUGGGAGCACACCACCAAUAAUCCAUCCAUCCAUGGCGCCUCCCACCAAUUACCCCCCUCCCGCGCCCCUCUUCUUCCAACCCACCCCUCCCGGCCCCUCCCUCGUCGGCGCCAACCACACCGACGCCCGAUUCUGCGCCCGCUAGUCCCCGGAUUCCCCGCCAGAUCACCAGAUUGGCCUGUUCCCCGCCUCCGCACGCCAGAUUCGCCGCUAAAACCGUAGCCCAGCCGCCAAGGCAGCUGGGAUCGGCAUGGAGCCGGCGGCGACGCGGAAGUGGCCCGGGCAGGGCGCCCUCACGCGCGCGCUCCUCCUCGGCGUCGCCGCCCUCGCGCUGCGCCUCCUCUACGGGGCCUUCGUCGCCGUCGGCGGCGGCGGCGGCUGGGCGCCCUACCCGGCCGUGCCCGCCGCCACCGUAGUCGCCAGGAGGACCCACGUCCAGGCCGGGUCGCCGGAGGCGUGGCGCAGCCGCGAGUGGCGCCGGGCCGUGGACUUCCACGCCGAGGCCCUCGGCCGGCACCUCGCCGACGGCCUCCUCGACACCUCCUCCCGCGCCGUCUGCCUCGGCGGCGCGCAGGAGGCGCUCGCGCUGCGGGAGCUCGGCGUCUCCGGCGCCGUCGCCGUCGCGAAGAAGCGCUCGCCGCCGCUCGCCGUCGCCGGGGACGACCGCCGCCUCCCCUUCCCCGCGUCCUCCGUGGACUUCGUGUUCGCCGGCCGCGCGCUGGACACCUCCAAACACCCAUCCGACCUCGCCGCCGAGGCCGCGCGGAUCUUAAAGCCGGACGCUCACCUCGUCGUGCUCACGUCCAGCGCCGGGGACGCCUACAGCCGCCGCUCGCUCCAAACCCUGCUCCCAACCUUGCAGUUAGUCCGAUCUCGCGAGAUCAACGGCCCCGACGGGUCCGCACUCCGGGAGCUGGUCUUCCAGAAGCUCAACGCCACUCCGGCGUACACCUCUUCAGCCCACAACUGCACGAUCGGGGAUCACAAGCUCCACCUCCUGACGCGCGCGGAGCCACUGAUCCAGGAGGAGCCGCUGAAGCCGUGGCUCACGCUGAAGCGGAACAUCCGGAACAUCAAGUACCUUCCAGAGCUCGCCGACAUCAGCUUCAAGCGCCGGUACGUGUACGUCGAUGUUGGCGCGCGCAGCUACGGGUCCAGCAUCGGGAGCUGGUUCCGGAAGCAGUACCCCAAGCAGAACCAUACGUUUGAGGUGUUCGCCAUCGAGGCCGACCCGGCGUUCCACCCUGAGUAUGCCACAAGGAAGGGUGUCACAUUGCUUCCGUAUGCCGCCUGGGUCAAGAAUGAGACGCUCAGCUUUGAGAUCAAUGGUGAUCCUGGGAAGGAGGAUGAGGCUAAGGCCAAUGGCCGUGGCAUGGGGCGCAUCCGUCCCACUGCCGGUAAGAAGAUGUCCGGGAAGGUGCGGAGUGUGCCGGCGUUUGAUUUUGCCGAGUGGUUGAAGCAGACGGUGUCGGAACAGGACUAUGUGGUGAUGAAGAUGGAUGUGGAGGGCACUGAGUUUGACCUGAUCCCAAGGCUUUUCGACACGGGCGCGAUUUGCUUGGUCGACGAGGUGUUCCUCGAGUGCCAUUACAACCGGUGGCAAAAGUGCUGCCCUGGCGAGCGGUCGCCCAAGUAUCAGAACACCUACGAGGAGUGUUUGGAGCUGUUUAGCUCGCUCCGGGAGAGCGGUGUUCUUGUGCAUCAGUGGUUUUGAUUACUGCCGUGCACAUUGGAGUUGCUGCAAAUAGAGUUCGACUACAGACGACAUAAGGGUUUUUCACACUUCCACUACAUGUUUUAUUUUCAAAGUAUUUUUUGGUUGUCAUUGUGAAGAUAGGGAUUCAGGAAUUGGAUUAUUAUCCGUUUGUUAGAUCCUGUAGUUAAAAGGUAAUUGAGGUAAAGAAAGUUAGUCUUUAACUGCAUUCCCAGUAAAAUUUGCUGCGGAUUGCCAUUGUUACUAUUAUUAUUGAGGAAAUGAAUUGUUCCAUUAGAUUCA